AUGUAUGUAGGUGUACGAGAUUAUAUUCAUGUUGUUGAUUUGGCUAAAGGUCAUAUAGCAGCAAUGAAGAAGUUUAAAGAUAAAUGUGGUCUUCAAAUAUAUAGCCUUGGUACCGGUAAAGGUUAUUCAGUGUUAGAGAUGAUUAAAGCAUUAGAAAAAGCAUCAGGAAAAACUAUUGCUUAUAAGAAUUGCCCUCGACGUUCAGGUGAUCUUGCUUCUGUUUAUGCUGAUUGUAGUUUAGCUGCUAAAGAACUUGGAUGGACAGCUCAACGAGGUUUAGAUGAUAUGUGUCAAGACUUAUGGCGAUGGCAAUCAAAUAAUCCAAAUGGCUUUCAAUAG
This is a messenger RNA of Adineta steineri, 339 nucleotides long. The record is from the annotation of a GenBank genome assembly. Lineage: Eukaryota; Metazoa; Rotifera; Eurotatoria; Adinetida; Adinetidae.